GGGACAGCGGGGCUGGUCGGAGGGGCGGGGCUGGGCGCUCGGGGACCGAGGUGCAGACCUCCGGGAGGGCGUCCCCAGGCUGGGGGCCGACCCGAGUUCUCCGUGCUCACUCUCCGGGGUCCCCAGCCGCUCGGCGCCGCGCGCUCAGUCUCUUCAGGACCAACCAAAGAGUUGAUGGCAUUGCCAAGUGAGAUGGUAGCAAGACACACUGGUAUCACAAUAAUGUAGUUGUCAAGAGCACUGAUGUGGCAUCAGAUGGACCCAAGCUUUAGCAUAUUCUGUGUGACCUUCGGCACCUCAUUCACCUUUCUGAACCUCAAUGUUCUCAUCCAUAAAAUGGUCUCUGCUUUUUCCUCCUGACCUCACCAAACAACCAUGUCAUCAGAAUCAAGCAAAAAACGGAAGCCCAAAGUGAUCCGAAGUGAUGGAGCUCCAGCUGAAGGGAAGCGUAACCGUUCUGACACAGAGCAGGAAGGUAAAUACUACAGUGAGGAGGCUGAAGUGGACCUGCGGGACCCUGGCAGAGACUAUGAACUGUACAAGUACACAUGCCAGGAGUUACAGAGGCUCAUGGCUGAGAUCCAGGACCUGAAGAGCAGAGGAGGCAAGGAUGUGGCAGUUGAGAUAGAAGAUCGGAGGAUCCAGAGCUGUGUGCAUUUCAUGACUCUAAAGAAGCUUAAUCGAUUAGCCCACAUCAGGUUGAAGAAAGGAAGAGAUCAGACCCAUGAGGCCAAGCAGAAAGUAGACGCCUAUCACCUGCAGCUGCAGAACCUGUUGUAUGAGGUGAUGCACCUGCAGAAAGAGAUCACCAAAUGUCUGGAGUUUAAGUCAAAGCAUGAAGAAAUUGAUCUGGUCAGUUUAGAGGAAUUUUAUAAGGAGGCUCCUCCAGAUAUUAGCAAGGCUGAAGUCACCAUGGGAGACCCUCACCAGCAAACCCUUGCACGUCUGGACUGGGAGCUGGAACAGCGGAAAAGGCUGGCAGAGAAGUACCGGGAGUGCCUGUCCAACAAGGAGAAGAUCCUUAAGGAGAUUGAGGUGAAGAAGGAGUACCUAAGCAGCCUCCAGCCUCGCCUCAAUAGCAUCAUGCAGGCUUCCCUCCCCGUGCAAGAGUACCUGUUCAUGCCGUUUGACCAGGCUCACAAGCAAUAUGAGACAGCUAGACACCUGCCACCUCCCCUCUAUGUCCUCUUUGUCCAAGCCACUGCAUAUGGGCAGGCCUGUGCUCAUAUGAAAUCCUCCCAGCCCCCUAGACAGGAUAAGACCUUGUCUGUGGCAAUUGAAGGCAGUGUGGACGAAGCCAAGGCUCUGUUUAAGCCUCCUGAAGACUCCCAAGAUGACGAGAGCGACUCGGAUGCUGAGGAGGAACAGACCACGAAACGCCGGCGACCCACACUGGGAGUUCAGUUGGAUGACAAACGCAAGGAGAUGCUGAAGAGGCACCCACUGUCUGUCAUGCUGGACCUGAAGUGCAAAGAUGACAGCGUACUUCACCUGACUUUCUACUACCUCAUGAACCUCAACAUCAUGACGGUAAAAGCCAAAGUGACAACCGCCACGGAGCUGAUCACCCCCAUCAGUGCAGGUGACUUGCUGUCUCCUGACUCAGUCCUGAGCUGUUUGUAUCCAGGGGACCAUGGAAAGAAAACUCCAAAUCCAGCCAAUCAGUAUCAGUUUGAUAAAGUUGGCAUCCUGACUUUGAGAGACUACGUACUUGACCUAGGUCACCCCUAUUUGUGGGUACAAAAGCUGGGUGGCCUCCACUUCCCCAAAGAGCAGCCCCAGCACACGGUGAUUGCUGACCACUCGCUGAGCGCCAGCCACAUGGAGACCACUAUGAAACUGCUGAAGACCAGGGUGCAGUCCCGCCUGGCCCUUCACAAACAGUUUGCUUCCCUGGAACAUGGCAUUGUACCAGUUACCAGUGAUUGCCAGUGCCUCUUCCCUGCAAAGGUUGUCUCCCGCCUGGUGAAGUGGGUGACGAUUGCCCAUGAGGAUUACAUGGAGCUGCAUUUCACCAAGGACAUUGUGGAGGCGGGACUGGCUGAGGACACUAAUCUCUACUACAUGGCACUCGUGGAAAGGGGCACAGCCAAACUCCAGGCUGCUGUGGUGCUGAAUCCUGGCUACUCCUCCAUCCCACCCAUUUUCCAGCUGUGUCUGAACUGGAAAGGGGAGAAAACCAAUAGCAACGAUGACAACAUUCGGGCCAUGGAGAGUGAGGUCAACGUGUGCUACAAGGAGCUGUGCGGCCCCCGGCCCAGCCAUCAGCUCUUGACCAACCAGCUGCAGCGCCUGUGUGUGCUGUUGGAUGUCUACCUGGAGACUGACAGCCACGACGACAGUGUGGAGGGGCCCAAGGAGUUUCCCCAGGAGAAGAUGUGUCUGCGGCUUUUCAGGGGUCCCAGCAGGAUGAAGCCAUUUAAAUAUAACCAUCCUCAAGGAUUCUUCAGCCAUCGCUGACCUUCCACUCAGCCUGUUGUUUCCCCCUAUGCCCGAAGUGCUGUGCCUCUAUUUUCUGCUUUGGCCCACAUGUGGCUCUUGAUAUUCUCCAAAGACAGGUUUUUUAUUUUUAUUUCUAGCCUAUUAAAGUGUCACUUGACCAGGUG
Messenger RNA from Mirounga angustirostris (Northern elephant seal), 2606 nucleotides. It is a transcript of the gene THOC5, whose product is annotated as THO complex subunit 5. Gene Ontology annotation, cellular component: THO complex part of transcription export complex. Gene Ontology annotation, molecular function: mRNA binding. Bases 376 to 2460 code for a protein of 694 amino acids. Gene Ontology annotation, biological process: positive regulation of DNA-templated transcription, elongation; mRNA export from nucleus. The transcript is spliced from 22 exons. NCBI's taxonomy places the organism in Eukaryota, Metazoa, Chordata, Mammalia, Carnivora, Phocidae. The record is from RefSeq and is a predicted model, not a curated record.